Molecule: messenger RNA, 204 nt
Organism: Kwoniella shivajii
Lineage: Eukaryota; Fungi; Basidiomycota; Tremellomycetes; Tremellales; Cryptococcaceae
Exons: 2
Coding region: 1-204 (67 amino acids)
Source: RefSeq, a predicted model, not a curated record
AUGAAAGGCAUUAAUGAUUUCUCCAACGCACUCUGCAGUAGAGUUGAAAUUAAUCCCGCCAAAUCGAUAUCAACUGGAAUUGGACCAGAUAAUCACAGUUUCGACCAUCUUCAACAUGGUUUCAUCAAAAAUCGUACCAUUCACUACAAUUCCGGGAGGAGACCGAGAGAUUCGAAGAGAAACACCUUCUUGUCGAUGUACUGA